Molecule: messenger RNA, 3537 nt
Organism: Nothoprocta perdicaria
Lineage: Eukaryota; Metazoa; Chordata; Aves; Tinamiformes; Tinamidae
Gene: ME3
Product: malic enzyme 3
Exons: 14
Coding region: 55-1683 (542 amino acids)
Biological process (GO): malate metabolic process; pyruvate metabolic process
Cellular component (GO): mitochondrion
Molecular function (GO): malate dehydrogenase (decarboxylating) (NADP+) activity; malate dehydrogenase (decarboxylating) (NAD+) activity; NAD binding
Source: RefSeq, a predicted model, not a curated record
GCGCCCAAGAAGCGCGGCUACGACAUCACGAGGAACCCGCACCUCAACAAGGGAAUGGCUUUCACGCUUCAGGAGCGGCUGCAGCUGGGAAUUCAUGGCCUCCUUCCUCCUUGCUUCUUGAGCCAAGACGUCCAAGUUCUCCGUGUCAUGAAAAACUACGAGAACAAAUCUAAUGAUCUAGAUAAGUAUAUUGUCCUCAUGACAUUACAAGACCGGAACGAGAAACUUUUUUACCGGGUGCUGACCUCCGACAUUGAGAGAUUCAUGCCCAUCGUCUACACCCCGACGGUGGGGCUGGCCUGUCAGCAAUAUGGUUUGGCUUUCCGGCGGCCACGGGGGUUGUUUAUCACCAUUCAUGACAAAGGACAUAUUGCAACAAUGCUAAACUCUUGGCCUGAAGAAAACAUUAAGGCUAUCGUGGUGACAGAUGGAGAGAGGAUCCUCGGAUUAGGAGAUCUAGGAAGUUAUGGCAUGGGUAUCCCAGUGGGGAAGCUUGCUUUGUACACGGCUUGUGGUGGAGUUCAYCCACAACAGUGUCUCCCUGUCCUGCUGGAUGUUGGCACAGACAAUGAGGCUCUCCUGAAUGAUCCACUGUAUAUUGGACUGAAACACAAGAGGGUUCGUGGGAAACAAUACGACGAACUGAUUGAUGAGUUUAUGCAGGCAGUUACCAAYAAGUAUGGCAUGAAUUGUCUAAUCCAGUUUGAAGAUUUUGCUAAUGCUAAUGCUUUUCGUCUCCUCAAUAAAUACCGCAACAAAUACUGUACAUUUAAUGAUGAUAUUCAGGGCACUGCAUCUGUGGCAGUAGCUGGAAUCUUUGCAGCCUUAAGGAUCACAAAGAACAAGCUCUCUGACCAUAAGUUUGUUUUCCAAGGGGCUGGAGAGGCUGCGAUGGGCAUAGCUCAUCUCAUCAUCAUGGCCAUGGAAAAGGAAGGAAUUUCACGACAAGAUGCCAUCAGAAAAAUCUGGAUGGUGGACUCCAAGGGUCUGAUUGUCAAGGGGAGGAGCCACCUGAACCAUGAGAAAGAGAUGUUUGCCCAGGACCACCCCAGUGUGAACACGCUGGAGGAGGUUGUGCAAAAAGUGAAGCCCACAGCCAUUAUAGGUGUCGCAGCCAUUGCAGGAGCUUUCACCGAGAAGAUUUUAAAGGACAUGGCAGCGUUCAAUGAGCGGCCCAUCAUUUUUGCCCUGAGCAACCCCACAAGUAAAGCGGAGUGCACAGCAGAGCAGUGCUAUCGCCUCACCCAGGGCCGGGGAAUAUUUGCAAGUGGGAGUCCAUUCUCAAAGGUUACCCUUUCCAACGGUCAGACCUUCUUCCCUGGCCAGGGAAACAACGCCUAUGUCUUCCCAGGAGUGGCGCUGGGAGUCAUCGCUUGCGGGGUCCGACACAUCCCUGACGACAUCUUCCUCACCACAGCAGAGUCUAUCGCAGCUGAAGUCACAGAGCAGAACCUUGCAGAAGGAAGAUUAUAUCCCCCCCUGGAUAGCAUCAGAGAGGUGUCUUUCAAAAUCGCUGUGAAAGUUGUUGACUGGGCCUACAAACAUGAUCUGGCUUCUUGGUACCCUGAGCCAGCAGACAAAGAAGCCUUCGUGAGACAACACAUUUACAGUCCUGAUUACGAUUCAUUUGUUAUUGAUGAUUAUAGGUGGCCUGCCACCGCCAUGCAAAUGCAAGAUGUCUAAGCUUUUUGUGAGAACUGUCUUGUUUCCAUCAGUUCCAUCAGUUCCCAUCAUGGCUGACAUAAAUGCACCUCCAGGGCUGCAGAAUGAUAAAUGCAACUGAAGCCAAUUUUUGUUUUGUAACUUUCUGAUGUCUUUUAUCUGUGGGAGCACAUCAAUAAGGAAUAAAACAGAAAACAGAGCCAAUGCUGGGCACUCCGUGCUCUAAGGAGAGGUGCUAUAACUACAGCACUGUGGGUUUUGCCAUUAUAUAAAGUGCUGUAGCCCCCAUGAGCACUGUCAUCGCCUCUGCAGUGUCCCUCCUUCCUUUGAAAUCAUAACCACUUAGGCUGUAGAAUAGCAGAUAGAGGGGGAAAAAGACAAUCCUCACAAGUGGCAGGAGUCCUCCAAAGACAGGCACCUAGCUGAAAAUUUUCAUAGGGUUCAUGGUUAGUAGGUCGGUCCAGAUUUCUAGAAAAUGCAACAAUCAAUAGCACUCUCAUCCCCAGCCAGGAAUGCUCCCAUAAGCCAGGAGCAGCUGCCAUCCUGAAGCCAUUGGCACCUUACAGGGCAUCCUCUCAAGAACCUGCCACACUGAUAGUAGCCUCCCCACAGCUGUAGUUACUGCUGGGUUCUCUCUCCCCUCACACUUCCACAGAUCCCCCAAAAUCCUUCAGUAAGGAACAUGAACAAGGCUGGAAUUCAAACAGAAACUUCUUUUAUGGAAAACCCUGGAGGCUGUGAUGGUGAUCUGUAAUUGUAAGGCUUGUAUUUGUUACUAUCAUGCUCCAACGGCAACUCCCAGAUACACAAGGUUAUUCCAACAGCCUUUCCAUAGCUGUUACCAAUACACCAUGAAUGUUCUCAGGGAAUAUCAGUAGGAUUUCCACUUGUAAGGGUUUUUUUUGUGGAUUCUUUUUUAUUCCACUGGUCAGAAAAACACUUCUCAAAUCAAUGAGAUUAUUAAACAAAACUGAAAAGUUUAUUCUGCUCUUUAAAUGCAUGUUUUAAAUUGACAAGGCUUGGCUUACCCAUGUAUAGCAUGCAAAUUACUACAGUACUGAAAGGGAAUGCAGAGGAUGGUGUCUUGUGAAGUGUUAUAAAAUACUWUUUUACCAAAACAGCCCCAAACAUGUGCAGCUGCAAAGAGACAGGACACAAGAUACCCUGAACCAUACAGGUGCUCAGAGGUUUGGUGGGGAGGGUGGAGCGCAGUGUGGCCUUAAUUAGACUAUGUUAGUACAGUAUCCUCUCUUAAGGCCUUAACAGCCAACAGCUCACCUUAUAUCCCUGCUCUACUGACCUGGCCACUCACAAAAAUGCAUCGUUGCAAGAGCUUUGAAUCACUCUUGCUCAAAGCCGUUUGCCACCCUUCACAGUCAGUAUUAGGAUCAAACCAACCUGUGACAUUUCCACAGUUUGAAUCCUAAUGGAGGCAGGUCCCCAGCUCACUGAAGACCCCAGUCCUGUUGGAGCUGGCUUGGAAGCCUGGCGACCAGCCCAAGCUAUAUGUGGCUAUACGUGAAGCAUCUGUCUGGUCCAUGGGAGACUCCAAAGGGCAGUUGAGCCCCACUUAAGAGGUGCCUGCUUACUCUCACAUCCUCACUCUCAGCUCAGCUGUGCAUCCGACAGUUCCCUGCACUCACUUGCCAUUCUUCAACUGUGGACCUACAGACAUUGUGAGAAGUGUCUCCAGAAAAGCUGGACAUAUUGGGARCCCUGUCCCUGGCCUGCUUGGUACAUCCUUAAAGCUCAAGGAGUUACCAACCCAAGCAGCUUGACAGUGCUCAGAAGCUGCCUCCUGAGCUCCGCUACUGAAGGCAGCCAGGGGAGAAGACAACUCUUCCUGAUGACCCACACAGACCUUCCRGACCUCUG